Molecule: messenger RNA, 2618 nt
Organism: Sinocyclocheilus grahami
Lineage: Eukaryota; Metazoa; Chordata; Actinopteri; Cypriniformes; Cyprinidae
Product: CUE domain-containing protein 1-like
Exons: 10
Coding region: 559-1731 (390 amino acids)
Molecular function (GO): ubiquitin binding
Source: RefSeq, a predicted model, not a curated record
UUUCCCACCUCUUUGAUUCAUCCCAACACACAGCUAGUUCCCUUUCUGUGGGAUUUCAGGCGCUGCGGCAUGAACGCACCGACCGGGACCGAAUCUGUGUCGAUAGAGGUGAUGCACGCCGACGUGUAUAGUUUUUAAAUGCGCAAAUAGUGUUUCUUUUUAAGAUAAAAGAGGAAGACGGGACGGAUUGGGAACGUGCGCUGUGGCAUUCUGCUCCUGUCCACCUAGAUUUGAGCAGAGCUAAUGGGGAGAUCGCACAGUCGGACACAAAGCUAGAGCGCUCAAGACCAGACCGUCUACUUCCCUCGUGUCGGCGACUCCGUACUGUCGUGUUGGAUGCCGCUUAACAAGCAGAAGAAGAGAAAGAAAGGAUUUCUCUCGCUCCAGUGGACUAGAUUGGAUUCGGAAUGAUGAAAAAGUGAACUUUAAUAGUUCCAGAAAUCAAAGAAACAAGUGAGGCGGACAGAUAUAUUUUGUGGGAGACUUCAGGCAAAAGUAGGUGCCAACGUUUCCUGCGUGGCAUCGUUGGUCAGGUAAGAAAACGGGUCUACCUGUAGGAUGACCAGCCUUUUCCGACGCAGCAGCAGUAAUGGAGGGUCUCGGGAUGGUGGGGGCUCGGCUACAGGUGAGCUCAACAACUCCAGGCCCAACCGGCAAGUUCGACGGCUGGAGUUCAAUCAGGCCAUGGAGGACUUUAAAACCAUGUUCCCUAGCAUGGACUAUGAGGUGAUUGAGUGCGUACUGCGCUCCAAUAAUGGGGCUGUGGAUGCCACCAUCGACCAACUCCUGCAGAUGAGCAUUGACGGACAAGGCUCAGAUGACAGUUCGGAUUCAGACGACAGCAUCCCACCAGAGAUUCUUGAGCGGACCCUCGAGCCAGACAGCUCAGACGAAGAGCCGCCCCCUGUCUACUCGCCACCAACAUAUGACAUGCACAUAUAUGACAGGAAAUACCCGGAUGCUCCUCCUGUUCCUCCACCCAGAUUUGAGGCCCAACCUCCUCCUGAACACAGACAAGUGCAAGGUUACAAAAACUGGAACCCACCGUUACUUGGCAAUCUGCCUGAUGACUUCCUGCGAAUCUUGCCCCAACAGUUGGACAGUGUACAGGGCUCUCAGAGUAGCGUCUCCAAACCCUCUUCCUCCUCCUCGUCCUCCACCUCAGUACCCCAGAAAGUCCCCACUGUGGCAGCCGCCGUGGAAACAGGUGGUACUUCAGAGCAGGAACGCAAACUGAAGCAAUAUUUGGAGGAUGAGCGUAUUGCUCUCUACCUGCAGAACGAGGAGUUCAUGAAGGAGCUACAAAGGAACCGAGAGUUCCUCAUUGCAUUGGAAAGAGAUCGAUUGAAAUACGAGUCAAAGAAAUCCAAAUCCAGUCAUUCAUCAGCUAGCAUGGAGAACUCCACAGGUGACCACUAUGCUUCCGGAUCGGUAGAGGCCUGUACAGCAGUCUCAGAUGACGCUCUGUUUAGAGACAAGCUAAAGCACAUGGGGAAAUCAACCAGGAAAAAGCUGUUUGAAAUUGCCAGAGGGUUCUCAGAGAAGACAAAGCGGAGGAAGUCUAAAAGAAGAACGUUGCUACGGCAUCAUUCAUAUCCUUCAACUUUGGAUCCAACCACUAAAUACCUGCUUAAUAUUGAAAGUCGGUGUGUCUUUCUAGACGAAGAAAGUCAGCUUAGACGAUUGGCUGCACAGGAAGAGGAGGAGCCACGUAAGGAACCACUAUCAUGAUCCCUCUGUGCUCUUGGGAAAUUAGGGUUUCCAUGGUGACCUCAGAAUGACCCAUGGCUGAUAGCUCCUUAUCUCAGUGGCUCUGGUAUUUAGCUCAGUGCCAGGCAAUCGCAGACUCCAGAGGAACAGCCCACCCCAGACCAGCCGAGGCAGGACUGUACGAUCAUUUUGUAGCAGCCUUUUGCGAGCCUAAGAUUAUUGUUACCUACAUUUGAUUACUAUUAUAGUUAUUGUAUUGUAACUGUUUGUUAAUAUUUGGUUUCAUAUGUAAAACUCAACAGGUAUAGUACUGAUUUCCAGCUAUGUAUUUUUUUCUUUUUAUCCAUAAUCAUUUGGAAAGAAAUUCCCUUUAUGUUUGUUUAAAAAAUAUAUAAUUUACCUGAGGAAUUUUAUUUCCCCACUUAUAUUUGAUAUGACUUGACACCAUUUGAAAAGAGGCAAAUGAUUUGUAUAUUACUGUCCACAAUCAAUGGUCAGUCAUUUCAGCACAUUAGUAUAUAACUCAUUUCUUAUUUUUAAUGGACUUUCAAGAGUCUAAUCUGCACAUUAAACAUCAAAGGCAUUUCCUUUAAAAAUGUACUCAGAAACCUUUCUUUAUCGUUGCUAUUAAGAAAUCGUUAUUCAGGUGUCCAUUUAGUCUGGUGUAAUUUAGGGUGCUGAAUAGCCCAGUUCCAUACUACUUUUUCAUACAGUUAAAUCAAAACCAAUAGUUCAUUCAGAUGAGAUGCCCUCCUUUAAGAGUAAGGCAAUGCACAUUCUCUAUGUAAUACAUCCUCCAUGCCAAAAUUUGAUUUCAGUAAUUUUUACACAAAAAAGAAAGGCAAAUCGAGUUUGCCUGCUUCUCAUGUUUGCACUGCCAUAUCAGUUUUAUAAAAUAUUGAAAUACU